Molecule: messenger RNA, 6026 nt
Organism: Pezoporus occidentalis (night parrot)
Lineage: Eukaryota; Metazoa; Chordata; Aves; Psittaciformes; Psittacidae
Gene: SEC24B
Product: SEC24 homolog B, COPII coat complex component
Exons: 23
Coding region: 245-3916 (1223 amino acids)
Biological process (GO): intracellular protein transport; COPII-coated vesicle cargo loading; endoplasmic reticulum to Golgi vesicle-mediated transport
Cellular component (GO): endoplasmic reticulum exit site; COPII vesicle coat
Molecular function (GO): SNARE binding; zinc ion binding
Source: RefSeq, a predicted model, not a curated record
CCCGCUCCGGGCAGCAGCCUGGGCGUGUGAGGACGGCAGGAGGAGGGGAGCCCGCUCCCCUCACACAGGGCAGGGAGGUGUCGCGGAGGUGCCACCAGGGGGCGCUGUGGGAGGCGGCGUUAACGGGCUCGAGGCCGCGGUGGCGGGAGCGGCGCUUGGGCCCGGCUGCGUGCUUUGCCUUCCGCGCUCCCGAGGAGCGGCCGUGGCCUCCCGCCCCUUGGGCCCAAUCUGUUGGCGACCCUUGAUGUCCGACUGCGGUUGGGGUGAAGAAGAAGAAGGAGGAGGAGGAACAGGAGCGGGCUGGAGUGAGAAAAAGCUGCGAGAAGCCAUGUCUGCGCCCGCCGGGCUGCCGCCGCGGCCCGCCGGUGCCGCUGUUUACCCCAGUAGGCCCGGCGGUUCCCGGGAGGCCGCGGCUCUCCAGAGCGGCGAGCCUCGCUAUCAGAACGGUCCUGUGCAGGGUCACGUGCAGUUCCCCUCUGGCUAUGACUCGCAUCCUCCAAACUAUAGUGCGCCUUCAGGACACUAUUCCCAAGUGCCCAAUAAAGCUGCUGCUUCACAUUUGGAUAAUCAGUAUAGAGCAAAUUACUACCCUACUUACUAUUCAGCACCAGCACAAAAUGUUAUGACUCCUUCUGCGGGUACCAAUGCUUUGAAUACACAGGAGUCGCAGCAGCUGUACAACAAUAUUCCUCCCCAUACAGUGGGGUCAGCUGAAGGACCUAUUCAAGGAGCAAUAUCAUGUGCAUCCUACUUGCAUACAAGUGCUCAGCAGUCAUAUGCAGCAUUUGAUAAUCACUACGGCACUUCUGUCAGCUCUUCAGUUACAUCUCAGGGAUUUCCCCUCAAUUCUGAUCGCUACACCAUGCCCCUGGCUCCUGGUGCCACGUAUCCUAAUGUUUCCUAUCCUGUGGCUGCUGGCAGUGUGUACGGGCAGGCAUUUACCUCUCAGACCCUACCUGCUCCUGGACAGUUCAAAGAGACAAAUACAUUUUCUAGCCAGAGUACAUCAGUACCUCGUUCCCUUCAGCAGCAUGUUCCCAUGGGAUAUAAUACAACAUUAUCAACUACUUCAUCUGCUCAGUCCAUUCAAGACAACCUCUGCAGGAAUCUCGCUGGAUCAGUUUCUAAAGUAAACAACCAAAUAAAUACAGGUGGUGGUGAUUCUUCACAGCCUGUGCAUUCUGUGAGCCAGAGCAUUCUCUUCACCAAGCCUGGGGCUGGAACAUCUGCUUCCUCUCCUGUGAUCUCACCAGUAAGGACACCUGCUCCAAGCCUUUCUUCCAAGCCACAGUCUUCACCCUCUGUUGCACAGUCACCAGAGCUGGGCCUUCAGGAAGCAAUUGAUAGUUCCUCUACUACAAGCAGUGCCUCUCCUGUUCUGAACAAUUAUGAUGCCCUGGAAGGAGGUGGCUAUCCAGAGACACGUUCUGUGAGCAGCAGCCCAGUUCCUGCUUCAUCAGCCCCACAAACACCAAAAGCUUCUAAGCCUUUUGGUUACGGAUAUCCAACACUGCAGCCUGGCUACCAAAACGCCGCACCUACUCCUGUGCAGCCCAGUAAUCCAGGACACCAUCCUGGGUUUCAGCACUAUACACAGCAAUAUCCAGGUGUGAACCAGCUGUCCUCUUCCAUAGGAGGGUUAAGUUUACAGCAUAGUCAGCAGCCAGAAAGCUUGAGACCAGUAAACCUCACACAAGAUAGAAAUAUUUUGCCUGUAUCUUCAGUUCCAGCCCCUGUGCCUAACUUGAAUUCUGAACUUAGGAAAUUAAACUGCAGUCCAGAUUCAUUUCGAUGUACAUUGACAAAUAUUCCACAGACACAGGCUUUGUUAAACAAAGCUAAACUUCCUUUAGGUUUGCUGCUACAUCCCUUCAGAGACCUAACGCAAUUACCAGUAAUAACAUCAAGUACAAUAGUGAGAUGCAGAUCCUGCAGGACGUAUAUCAACCCUUUUGUUUCUUUCAUUGAUCAAAGGAGGUGGAAAUGCAAUCUGUGCUAUAGAGUUAAUGAUGUUCCUGAAGAAUUUAUGUAUAAUCCUCUGACGCGAUCUUAUGGAGAGCCUCACAAACGGCCAGAGGUCCAAAAUUCUACAGUGGAAUUCAUUGCUUCCUCAGACUAUAUGCUUCGUCCUCCUCAGCCUGCGGUAUAUUUAUUUGUUUUAGAUGUAUCUCAUAAUGCAGUGGAGGCUGGAUAUUUGACAAUAGUCUGCCAGUCAUUGCUGGAAAACCUAGACAAGCUGCCUGGAGACUCGAGAACAAGGAUAGGGUUCAUAACGUUUGACAGCACUGUUCAGUUCUACAACUUGCAAGAAGGUUUAUCGCAGCCUCAGAUGCUGAUUGUCUCAGAUAUCGAUGAUAUUUUCCUACCUACACCAGAUAGUUUACUUGUAAAUCUCCAUGAAAGCAAAGAGCUCAUAAAAGAUCUAUUGAAUGCAUUACCAAAUAUGUUCACCAAUACAAGAGAAACACACAGUGCGUUGGGCCCUGCUCUUCAGGCUGCAUUUAAAUUGAUGUCUCCAACGGGUGGUCGGAUAUCCGUGUUUCAGACUCAGUUACCAUCUUUGGGAGCAGGGCUUUUGCAUUCCAGAGAAGAUCCCAAUCAAAGGUCAAGCACAAAGGUGGUCCAUCAUCUUGGUCCAGCAACGGAUUUUUAUAAGAAGUUGGCACUGGACUGUUCAGGCCAGCAGACUGCUGUGGAUUUAUUUCUCUUAAGUUCACAGUAUUCUGAUCUAGCUUCUCUCGCUUGCAUGUCCAAGUACUCUGCAGGGUGCAUCUAUUACUAUCCAUCUUUCCAUCGUAGCCAUAAUCCUGCUCAGGCCGAAAAGUUGCAAAAAGACCUUAAAAGAUACCUUACGAGAAAGAUUGGAUUUGAAGCAGUUAUGCGCAUAAGAUGCACAAAAGGUCUUUCAAUACACACUUUUCAUGGGAACUUUUUUGUACGAUCUACUGAUUUAUUGUCCCUUGCCAAUGUCAAUCCUGAUGCUGGAUUUGCAGUACAAAUGUCCAUUGAGGAAAGUCUGACUGACACAUCUUUGGUUUGUUUUCAAACAGCUCUGUUGUAUACUUCAAGCAAAGGUGAACGUCGAAUCCGAGUGCACACGCUUUGCUUACCUGUAGUAAGUUCACUGGCUGAUGUAUAUGCAGGAGCGGAUGUACAAGCAGUUGUAUGUCUCUUGGCAAACAUGGCUGUGGAUCGUUCAGUUUCAUCUAGUCUUUCAGAUGCAAGAGAUGCCUUAGUUAAUGCUGUGGUAGAUUCCUUGGCAGCAUACAUGUCAACUGUCUCGAAUCUGCAGCAGUCCAUGCUAAUAGCACCAAAUUCCCUCAAGUUGUUUCCACUGUAUGUUUUGGCCCUUCUCAAACAGAAAGCAUUUAGAACAGGCACAAGUACACGCUUGGAUGAUCGUGUAUAUGCAAUGUGCCAGAUGAAGAGCCAGCCUCUUGUUCAUUUGAUGAAAAUGAUACAUCCCAACUUGUACAGGAUAGACAAGUUGAUUGAUGAGAGUACAAUACAUGUAAAUGACAGAGUUGUUCCACAGCCACCUCUUCAGAAGCUGUCUGCAGAAAAGUUGACAAGAGAAGGAGCUUUUCUAAUGGAUUGUGGCUCAAUUUUUUACAUUUGGAUUGGAAAAAGCUGUGAUAACAACUUCAUAAAAGAUGUCCUUGGAUACCCAAACUAUGCAUCAGUACCACAGAAAAUGACACAGCUUCCUGAAGUAGAUGCACUUUCUUCAGAAAGGACACGAUCUUUUAUAUCUUGGCUUAGAGACAGUAGACCUUUAAAUCCAGUUCUUCAAGUAAUAAAAGAUGAGAACCCUGCCAAAACAGAUUUUUUUCAGCAUUUAAUUGAGGAUCGGACAGAAGCAGCUUUUUCAUAUUAUGAAUUCUUACUUAAUAUUCAACAGCAGAUCUGUAAGUGAACAAGGAAUAAAAAGAAGAAAAAUCCUGACUUCAGAGAGAAGCAUGGGCCCAGAGAAGCAUAUCAGAAGUUACAAAAAGUGGAUGCUUGUUCUUCAGACAAUAUACAGUGACCAGCACUGUUUUGGAAGCUUUACAGCUAAAGAAGUAUACAUUUCCAAAAGAAUUUUGCAGUUUUACUUCAGUCUAAAAGUGGUAGGAGUGAUGAAGCUGUUUCACUAGUAAACUUUAAAUUGGUUUGUACACGUUUCCACUUGUGCAGCGGUAUGGUGCUCUGUUUAUUGCAAGCUGGUGAAUUUAUGUAGCUAUGUGGGAUAUUUCUUAAUGAAAUGUACAAUUAGGUAAAGCCUUUUUUCUUACAUUUAUUAUAGAAGCCCUUCCAGAUCCAGAUUCUUAACAGAGAUGUCAAAGGGCAGUGAUGUAUGUUGGUUGUUUAUAUGAAUUUCUUUUUAAAAGGAAUGAUUAAUACUUACUAAAGACUUCAGCAAAUUCCCUCUGAAAGUUGUAGAGUUUCAGUAAAGUACAUCAAUUGUAGAAAUAAAAUAUAUAAUGUACAUAAGUAUUACAUUUGUAAAGAAAAUGUAAAAAAUGUAAGUAAAAAAAAAAAAAGACUUAGCUCAGUGUGCAGAGGUGUUGAGUGCUCAACGAUGAAUUGUUCUGUCCCAGGCUAGACAAUGAAGUUGACUAUUAAAACGUGCUAAAAAAAGUAUCCGUGUAGAAGGAACACAGCUGCUGCUUCUGUUAAUUUUAGGUGAAUUUAUUUAUGAUUGGCUUACUAAUUAAAAAUAUUUUGCUUUAUCAUGCGUUUUUAUAUUUAUGCAAGUAUAAUCUUUUUGCAACUAACUCUUACUGAACUGAAUAUUAAAGAGAACAUGUUUACUGCUUUAUUUCACAGACCUCUGGAAGGGAGGAGAAAGCACUGCAUAGUCUGAAAUGAGCUAUUGAUAUGAAGUUCUUAAAACCCUUCUUAUGUAUUAUCCUAAAGAAGGCAUAUCUGUUAGCCUCGUUUUACGUUUUGUAAACUACUGUAGUCUUGGUCUGAGUUUCUGUAAUUUGUGUCGUCUGCCAUUUAGAGUAAGCAUGGGUAAUCACUCACACUUGAUGAUUUGAUUUCUGCUGUGAUCUAAAGAAAAAAAAAGAGGGGGUGUAAAAGUUAAUUACGUCAAUGGAAGCAAAGGCUUGAAAAUGUUCAAAUUCAAAAUGUAAUCACACUGUUGCAUCUCUUUGAAACCUUGGGCUUAGUAAUGUUUUGGUAACUCGAUGGUUUGGGCUUUUUGAUAGGUUUAUCACAGAUUUUUAAAUUCGGUUGUUAAUUUGGGAUGGCUUUUGUUUUGUUAUUUUGGGGGGGUUUUGAGGCACAUUAGAAAUAAUUCAUAAUGCACAAUCACUCAUACUUACUAUUCUGAACUUUGUUUAUUUAAGUGCAACAAAUAAAUGAUGAUUAGUAUGAUUACAUUUUAUCUUAAAGUAGCCUUGAAAAUGCUAAUAUUGCAUUUUUGACUGCCAUAGCCCCUGAAUCAAAUAAUCAAGAAAAAAAUGUACUAGUUUUGGUUUGCAAAUGCUUUAAAAGCUACACUAAUUAAAUUCUGCGAGUGGUGUUAUUCUGCAUGUUAGCACAAAGUCAUUGUUUGGAGAAGAUACCUUUAUAAGUUAUAUUUGUAUGUUGUCCUUAACUAAAUGUGUUUAAGUUACCCAAAGAUUACUUAAGAGAAACUUUCCAUUUAGCAAAUUAAUUUAUCAUGUAAUAAAUGUCUGAGGCGAUGUCUGAAUGUUGUCCCUAAAUCAGACCUCCUUGAUUUCAAUACUUGUUUAUAGAUUAAUUUGCAUUGAGUGAAAGCUUAGUGCUGCUGAAGUGGGGCAUCUUAAAAAUAAUUUGUAAUUGCAGAAAUGAAAAUGGGAUAAUUACAAUUUUAAAUGCCCCAUGAUAGAUGCUUCUGACUUACAAGCUUGGUACUGAAUAUCUGGGAACACACUAUGCCAUGAUUAAUUGCAACAUAUUCUGUAAAACCGUUACUUAAAGCUUUAUUCUUCUAUGGGUUUUGUAUAUAAAAAUUAUGGAAAAUACAUCUUGAGAGCUAUUUGUUCAGUAAAAUUAUUACAUGGCACAGAGAA